AUGCAGUUCUUCGCCAUCCCCGCUCUUGCCCUCCUCGCCACUGGCGUCCUGGCCAUGCCCAACGAAUUCCAGCCCCGCGCCGACUGCAGCCGCAUCCUCCCCGCUUGCAACGGCGGCAAGGUCGUCGGCCAGACCAACUGCCGCUGCCCCGGCCAGAAGGAGACCUGCGAUCUCUGGACGUGCCCUGGCGAGGCCCCCAACGCCAUGGUCUGCGGCCAGGCCGGCACUGGCUGCGUCUGGAUCUAA
Thyridium curvatum is the source of this 246-nucleotide messenger RNA. RefSeq lists its product as uncharacterized. The coding region runs from base 1 to 246 and encodes 81 amino acids. The transcript has 2 exons. The record is from RefSeq and is a predicted model, not a curated record. Lineage: Eukaryota; Fungi; Ascomycota; Sordariomycetes; Thyridiales; Thyridiaceae.